This is a messenger RNA of Phoenix dactylifera (date palm), 831 nucleotides long. RefSeq lists its product as uncharacterized. The record is from RefSeq and is a predicted model, not a curated record. NCBI's taxonomy places the organism in Eukaryota, Viridiplantae, Streptophyta, Magnoliopsida, Arecales, Arecaceae.
CUCCUCCUCCUCCUCCUCCUCAAUGUACAAACACCCACCUACUCCUAGAUAUCAUACUCUUUAUAUUCCACUGUGAAUAGAAUUCCUUCCAACUAAACAUCCCACCUUUCUCUUCUCCUCAUCCACCAAACCACCUUAGAGAGAGAGAGAGAUGGAAACGGAGGCAUUUCCGUAUAGGUUUUACAGGGGCAUAAGGCUGUACUGGCGAAGGAGGAAGUAUGAGAGGGUGGAUGGCUCGGGCUACCGGAAGAAAGCUGCGAGGGUGACGAGAUUUGGGUCCGGUCGAGGAGGGAACCGCCGGUUCUGGCGGAUCCGACCCCUCUUCAGGAUCCGCAUAAAGAUCCCGUCGCCGGUCCGGCUGCUGGCCCGGCUCAGGGACGCGUACGUGGAUGCCAUGCUGGGUCUGGCCGGGAAGGGGUCGGCCUUGGUGCUGCCCAACGGACCGGAGGCGCUCUGGGACAAGCGGAUCCCCAAGCGGCGUCCGGUCCGAGUCGACGCCGGCAGCUACUUCGAGCAGAGGCUUAUACUUGAGAUCUACAAGUCCGUGGCAGCUUCGAGGGAGCUGACCACCAUUUGAAGUGAAGAAGAAGAAGAAGAAGAAGUUGGAGGGAAAAGCUUUCCUUGGUUGUGUUUCUUAGUAUAGUUCUUUUAUAUCUCCCCAUUUUUUCACUUUUUGUUCUCUUUUUGUUCACUUUUUAUAUUUGGUAAUUAAGCCCGACUAGGCUGGGGUUCAAACCUGGGGGCCGCAGCAUGUUGGGCUGUGAUGGACCAUCUUAAGGUGAUGAGGUCCACUUCUGUGUAGAGAUAAAUGUAUAAAGUUUCCUUUCUGAA